CGGAAGCCCGCUUCCCCCUCUGACCUCUCCCUCUCCUGCUCGCUCCUCUCUCUCAUUCUCUCUCUCUCUCAAAUAAAUAUCUUUAAAAAAUAAAUAAAAGGUAUAGAACACUGAUGCGUUUCGAAGAUGAGCAGAAAAAUACCCGGUUUGCAGCUGUUGGACAUUACUAGUUUCUACUUUGCAGAAAGCUGGUUCGGGAUCGUGCACGGUUCCCUACCCAUCUGCUGGGAUUGUAUCUGUUCGUACAUUGACUUUGCUUCUAAAAUAAAAGGGGGCGGAGUGGACCCGAUGGUGACCCAGGCCCAUGCAGGACCGAGCUGCCGCGAGAGGACGGUCCCCAGCCCCUCGGGGAGCCUGAGGGCCCGCAGGCAGGUCCCCCCCAGGCUCCGCGGGCGCGGGCGGCGGCUCUCGGUGCAGUACCGCCGGCGGCCGGCAGGUGGAGCCCCCGCGCAGCCCCCGGCCCGGGCCGGCCCUGCACCCUAUGAGCGCGGCACCGGAAGAGGUCUCUCCGCGCCUACCACUCCCUCCUGCCCCUCCCCGCCACGCGGGGUGCAGACGGCCGGUCUCGCAGGCGGGGUCGCGCAGCCGAGGAACGUGCUGCUGUUCCAGCGGGAGAGGCCGAGGCCCCGAGCCCGGUGUCGGGCGCCCCGAGCCCGCGUCCCAGGCCGGAGGGCGCUGCGGGGGGCACUACGGGGCCGCCCCCGGGAGCCGAAGCUGCAGCUGCGGUCCGCCCGCCCAGGCCGAGCCCGGUGCCCCAGGCUGCCCCGCACCCCCACCGCGUCCUGCUCGGGCCCUGGGACAGCAGCAGGCUCGGCGGGAAGGGGAGGGGUGCAGCGGGGCGGGCGGGCCCGCAGCUGGGCUGGGGGUAAACCCUGCGGGGCAGCAGCCAUAGUCCAGCUUCGAGCAGGCCUUGCACCCCACCCCCUUCUCUCACCUGCUGACCCCUCGCUUCCCGGGGGAGCCUGGACCUGGGGGUGUUUCCCUGUGUAUGCUCUGCUCCCUCCUCCCCGCAGAUGCCGGGAGGCCUGCAGACAGGGGAAGGAGGCCCCUGGAGAUUGUCCAGGUCGUGGAAGAAGACGUCCUUGCCUUCCUGCUCCCACUGAGCACCUGCUGUAGGCCUGGCCCUUUGCUAAGCCUGUUUGGGGGAUGGAGGAAUGGGGGGACCAAAGGAAAAGGUAAGACGGGACCUCUGCAGAGCGACCUCAGGCACUCACCGAGGCUGGCCGAGGCGUCCAGCGAUGAGGAGGCCUCGGGCACCACUCCUGCCUGGGAAGCCCAGGGAAGGCGACACAAGGAGAGCCACAGGCUGGUCCUGUGCCCGAGGCAGAGGGGACAGUAGGUCACAGAUGCCUCUGUUCAGCUCGCUGGUUAAGGAUGGAAGUGCCUGGACAGGGACCAGCAUUGUGCACUCUGCGAAAGUGUCUCUGGAUAAUGAUUCUGAUGUCCUCUCUCUCUCUCUCUCCUGUCCUGACCCUGGGGCAGCACCACAUUUCUUGGCUCGUAGCCUGUGCUUCUGACCUUCCUUCUGAGCUUGGUGCCCAGAUAACUGCGUCUCUGCCUCGGUUACCAGGAGGUCUUGCCGGAGGAGCCCAAGCUGGGUGCCCAGGGAGUGCCAGCAGUGGGCCUGGACCACCAUGUGCGAUGGAUUUUUGCCUGGGUCUUCAACAUGGGCUCCACCAGCUUAGGUCAAGAAGUCAGAUCCUGGGUGGAAGAAGGAAUAUCGGAAUGCUCUCUCCACAAGCCUUAACAAGUGCUCACUCUCAGGGAAACACCAGUGCUCCAGAAGGGUCCGGUUUUACUGCGGAGUACCCUACCGCACGCGCAGGGAGGGCUGUGAACUUCUAAUAACCUGCUGUCUCCUCGUGGGAAUUGCCAACAGAAAGCAGAUGGAAGCUAGCUAGCCCGUGUAGCCAGGGCCCCCAAGUGUGCUAACCCUGCCGCAGGUGUUGUCUCUGAGAGAUCCACGGUGCCAAGGACAGGUGAAGCCUCCCCACUCUGGGUAAGCUCUGAGGGUCUGCUGAGCACUACCCAGGGAGCUGCGCUCCCAGCCUGAGAGAGCGAGCCCCAAGGAUGCACCAGGACUGGGAGAGGCACGGGGUGGAGGUGGAGGGCAGUCUCCCGCAGAGUUCUCAACUCAGCGCGGAAGUGUAUGUGCUGUGUUUACGCUUUCAACACCAACAGAGUCACUUCUGCUUCUCCCGAAGGAGGAGAAUGAAUCUUAAGUUGUUCAUCUUGAACCUUCAAGACCAACCGGGCUGUUCUAAGAUUUGCAUACAAACAAAGCUCCUUUAAGAACUGCUG
This is a messenger RNA of Lutra lutra (Eurasian river otter), 2301 nucleotides long. Its product is annotated as translation initiation factor IF-2-like. The record is from RefSeq and is a predicted model, not a curated record. The coding region runs from base 127 to 1116 and encodes 329 amino acids. The transcript has 2 exons. Lineage: Eukaryota; Metazoa; Chordata; Mammalia; Carnivora; Mustelidae.